Mus musculus (house mouse) is the source of this 817-nucleotide messenger RNA. It is a transcript of the gene Cstad, whose product is annotated as CSA-conditional, T cell activation-dependent protein. The record is from RefSeq and is marked validated. NCBI's taxonomy places the organism in Eukaryota, Metazoa, Chordata, Mammalia, Rodentia, Muridae. Bases 27 to 341 code for a protein of 104 amino acids. The transcript has 2 exons.
AGGCAAAGCCCGGAGAAACUGCUGAGAUGAGGUGGGGCCUGCCUCCUCUGCUUCAGACUUGCUUGGAGUUCGGAGCUCAGCUGAGCCAUAACGGAGGCUCACAAGGAAGAGAUCCUGUGAAGCACAGAGGAUGUACGUUAAGGAGUUGGGGUGUGGCCAGAUAUCUGCCUGGGGAAUUCUGUACUGGAAGGCUCUCCCAGCUACUCAGGCAAUCCUGUGCCUGUCUCCAUGGCUUUCAGGAGCAUCUCUUGGGUGACCUGGCUCACCACAUAGUUUCACUGAGAGCCAUCAUGAGUUGGUACAGCCAGUGGCCUGCCUUUCAAGUUCAAGGUCAGCCUUAGCGAUGGAGAGAGAGAGUUCAAGACCAGCUGGACUACAGGGGAACUGUCUCAAAACAAACAAAAAUGAGCUAAGAGGUUAGGAAGAUGGCUCAGCAGAUAAAAGCAUUUGCCAACAACCUGAGUUCCAUCCCAGGAACCUAUGAAAAGACUGAGGGACAGAACGAACUUCAGAAAGUUGUCCUCUGACCUGCUCAUGCACACAGUGGCAGGUAUGCAUACACACCCCUACACACACACAUACACACACACAAUUUUUAAAAUGUAAACCAGCCAGGAGGUAUCACUUCUCACAUGUCAAGAUGGCCACAGUCAAGAGAAAGAGAACAACAAGUGUUGGCGAGGAUGUGAAGAGGAUACAUUGAAUCAAUGGUUCAGUCACUAUGGCAACAGGAUGAAGCAUUGACCCGAUGGUGCGGUUGCUACGGAAACAGGAUUCUGGUUCCCCCCAAAAGAAAUAAAAGAAAAGAACUACUGUA